AUGGGUUUCUUCCCCAUACAAGAAGAAGAUUCACUUUCCGAAUCCGCGCCACUGCUGACGGAGUCGAGGAGAAACCACCCAAGGAGGAACUCGAAUCUCCUUUCCCUUCCUCCUCGCCUUCUGCGCUCGGUCGUUAACAAGACUGCAGCAACCUUUGCCCCAAGGGCGUCCACCGCCAGCAAAAACCCAGCUGUCCCUGGAACUACUCUUUACCAAGUUUUCGAGGUUCAAGGAUAUGCUUCCAUGUUGCUGGGAGGUGUCCUCUCUUUCAACCUCCUCUUUCCCUCUUCCGAACCUGAUCUCUGGAGGCUGAUGGGGAUGUGGUCCAUUUGGAUGUUCACUAUUCCUUCUCUUCGCGCCCGAGACUGUCCAAGUAAAGAGAAAGAGGCUCUUAACUAUCUCUUUCUCAUCAUCCCCUUACUCAAUGUUGCUAUUCCCUUCUUUUGGAAAUCUUUUGCUCUUGUCUGGUCUGCUGAUACACUUGCCUUCUUUGCAAUGUAUGCCUGGAAGCUUGGAUGGCUGGAAAGAACAGAGUAG
Molecule: messenger RNA, 537 nt
Organism: Arabis nemorensis
Lineage: Eukaryota; Viridiplantae; Streptophyta; Magnoliopsida; Brassicales; Brassicaceae
Source: the annotation of a GenBank genome assembly